Culex quinquefasciatus (southern house mosquito) is the source of this 2329-nucleotide messenger RNA. It is a transcript of the gene pb, whose product is annotated as homeotic protein proboscipedia. The record is from RefSeq and is a predicted model, not a curated record. Gene Ontology annotation, biological process: regulation of DNA-templated transcription. Lineage: Eukaryota; Metazoa; Arthropoda; Insecta; Diptera; Culicidae. The transcript is spliced from 6 exons. Gene Ontology annotation, molecular function: DNA binding; DNA-binding transcription factor activity, RNA polymerase II-specific. The annotation marks the transcript as partial.
GGUCAGUUCAGUCGUGUUCUUCAAGCGUUGCUGGAAAGCUUUGGAAUAAUUGUUCAUCCUAAGUAUACUGUAAAAUCAAUAUGAUUUUAAAUGUGUAACAGAUCUAUCUUGUGAAUAAAGUGGGGUGAAACCACUGCAGAGUAAUACAUCGCACUUUAAGGAUUAAUUGCUAAAAAAUGAAGAACGAAACAGCGUUACCCUAAAAAGGAAACCACUGCAUUAACAGGGAAGAAGUGCAGUACCGUCGCAGUUGUUAACAAGUGCACAAAUCAGUGUAAUGAUAAUAAGUGUUGAUUGAUGCAUAAAUGAGAUGAUAAGUGUCAGAUGCAAAGCAGAUUAAUUAGCUGAAAUUCAACUGAAUGUAAUAAGUGAAAAUUCGUGUGGAAUUCAAGUGGGAUUAAAAUUGUGUAAGCCAAAUCUGAUUCAAAUAUCGAAAAUGCAAGAAGUAUGCAGUUCAGUGGAUCAUUUGGGAGCUCCGGUAAAGUCGGAAACCCCGUCGGUCUCCUCCAUACCGGGAAAUAUUCUAGCAGAACCAGAUACAGCACCUUCACAGCCCCACUCUCCAUUACAUCAACCAGUGACACACUUAAAUCGAAAAUCUACAGUUUGUGAAAAACCCAACAGAAGUGGUGUUCAUAUUUCUUCGAAUACGGAUUUAACUCCACAAACCCAAGUGCAUCCAGACUCAUCCUAUUGGAUGCAAAAUGAAAGUGGAUUUAUCAAUUCUCAACCGUCAAUGGCUGAAUUCUUAACCCACAUCGACUCCGAAAGUCCCAAGUUAAUUUCACAAGGAUAUACAGUAGGAGUUAGCGAAAACGUGGAUGCUGUGCCUGAAUAUCCGUGGAUGAAAGAAAAAAAGACUGCUAGGAAAAGUCAAACUCAAGCUGAAUUUGUUGCUGAAAAUGGAUUACCAAGACGCUUGAGGACAGCAUAUACAAACACACAACUACUGGAACUAGAGAAGGAAUUUCACUUCAACAAAUAUCUGUGCCGACCUCGACGAAUUGAAAUUGCAGCAAGUUUGGACCUCACUGAACGGCAGGUAAAGGUUUGGUUCCAAAACAGACGAAUGAAACACAAGCGCCAAACCUUAUCAAAAACUGACGAUGAAGACUCUGCUAAAGAUGAUUUAAAAGACUCUAAUUCGAAAAAAUCCUGCCAAGGCUGUGAACUGCCGUCAGAUGAUAUUCCUGAUUCUACUUCAAAUUCAAGAGGUCUAAACAAUUGCACUCCGAGUAAUGCUGCAACGCCAAAUUCGACUGUAGAAAUAGGUACUCCUACCGGAAAUAUCAUAAAUGCAGAUUCGAGUGUAGCAUCUUCUGGUAGUAUUGAUGAAGAUGAAGAAAUCCAUAUCAAAGUUAAAAGGAAAGCAGACAAUUCCACGACACCGAAAAAGGAUUCACACUUACCAAUAAGAUCAACAAGUCAAAUGAAGAAACAUGAUGUGCUGAGUAAAGAUCCAAGCAACUGUACUGCAUCAGGUCCAGCUGCAUCUAAUGUAAUAUCUUCAACUGAGUUAGUCACCAACGCUAAUAUACCGACUCAAUUCAACCAAGCUGGACCAAUUGGGACAUUUGCCAUAGCUAGGACCAAAUCACAAACGCAUUCAAAUUUUGAAAAUGCUUCGUCAGUCAGCAUGAACGGUUAUUAUAGUGGUAUACAUAAGCCGGAAUACUUUAACAAGGCUGAUUUUGGAUAUAAUCAGUACUCCAAAUCAGUACCUUCUAAUCAGUUUGUAACUCAAAAUGCAAUAGGUCAAAAACAUGAAUUAACUUCUUCUAUAAAUGUUAAAAACUUCUGCUCUAGAUUGCACUCUGACGGACCAAGAGGUCACCCGCAACACGAUGGGUUUACUCAUCAGAAUCCACACUAUUAUGCUGGAGAACUUGGUGGAGCACAGCCCAAUGCUUCAUUCAGUAGUGCCCAAUGUUAUCACAAUGAGUAUGAUUCAGUUCAAGCUGAACUGAACAGCAGCUAUAGCCAAUCGUAUUACUACGAAGGAGCAUCUUAUCACCACCAUCACCAUCACAAUGCGAUUGGGCCAGCAAAUUUGCAUCCACCAAUGGAGUACCAACCAAACUCCAGCUUUUCGAGUACAGAAAAUUCAGAAAGUUACAAUUUUCAUCAGUCAUAUUACGAUACACCUACUAUUAAUACAUCGUUUCCACAUGGUGCAAACAAUAACAAUACGACAAAUAUUAUAGAACUAAACCAUCAACAAUUGGGUCACGAUGUGUAUGCAACCCACAGCAGUAUGCCUGUAAAUUACGGACCAAACAAUGUAAAUCUGGUUGGUAACAAUUCCAACACGAACAUAACACAUAUGGAA